GGCCCCGCUGAGCGCGGCGCCUCUGAGGCACGUCCCCCCGGCCAAGCCCAGGGCUCCGCGGGCAGAACCGCUGUGGCGCCUCGCGCUGCAGCGUCCCCUGAAAGCCCCGUUAACUGUCCGGCGCGCGUGCUGCCUGUUCCCGCCUUCCGUGCAGCGCGGGCUGGGCUGGGCUGGUCCGCAAGUCGCGGCGGCGCGGACAUUGACGCACACGGUCCUUUAGACGUGUUGAAGGGAGAGUUUUCUCCGGCCGUCUCAAACGGCAGGUUUUUUUUUCUCUGCAGAAAAUAGAUUCUGCCACGUGCUGUAAUUACACCUUUCUCCCACCAAGGGCUACUGUGGCACCACAAGAGAGGGUAGCCCGCUCACUGGACGGAGCAACCAGCCGUGGAUAGCGAAGAGGAGAGGCUGUGUUCCUCACAGCACCCUGCCUGUGGGGCUAGACAGCUGUGGAGUAGCUGAAGUGCAUAGGAGAGGGGCUUCUACAUGUGCAUUUUGGGUGAUCUAUAAAUGUACACCAGAGUGCAUGUACUGAACUGUGACUUCCAAUUAUUUCUCCAAAAAGACAUGGGAAGUACAUUAUAAAGAAUAACACAUUUGCAGCUAUACUAAAAGUUGUAAUUCCAUCAAAAGAGACAAUGGAUUCUUUGUCUCCACCACCAAAAUUUUUAGACAUGGAUCUGAAGGUAACUCACGUAGAGUGCCAUCCAAAGGAAGUGCUUGUGACAUUUCAGGGGAAAUAUAAUACAGAAUACGACUUUGAUUACCACAUAUUGCAAAAGGAAAUACAGCAUGUAUCCAAAGUAAAGGACGGUAUUGGCAUUGGCGAGUUUUGUUUGGUGGAGGACAUAAAUAGAGAAUGGCAUAGAGGAAGAGUGCUGGAAAAGAGAGGGGAAAUCUGUGACGUGUUUCUCAUAGACAUUGGGAAAGUGCUAAUAGUUAAUGAAAUAAAUGUUUCUUCUGCAUGUGGUGAAUGGUUCCAGCUGCCUCCAAAGGUGGUGUGUGGUGUUUUUGCAAACAUACUUCCAGUUGGGGAAAAAUGGGGUCCAAAAGCUCUAAAUUAUUUUUCUUCUCUAAUAGGAUUACAGAUUAAAGGUCACGUGCAAGCCAUUUUACCAUACCAAUUGUUUCUCCUGGAAGUACCGAAAGUCACUAGCGAUGUUCUUGAACUGCAAUUAGGAAAACUUGUUGAUGGAUAUUCGUUUCGUCUUAUUGUAGAAAUGUUAAAGGAAUUACCUCAAGAGCUCCUUUGCAAACACAUGCCAGAUUUGCUGCAACAGAAGUACACAAGGCCAGAGUCAUCCUCUUUCAGCAAUGCUGAAAAUCUACCAGCAUUUCAGCCAAUUCUGGAUAGAUUCCUGCCUUCUUUAUCUGUUGGCAGUGUAGAGAAGGUAAAAAUAACUCUUGCAAUCAGUCCAAGCAAAUUUUAUUGUCAGAUGCUAAAAUGGCAGAAAGGGCUAGAAGACUUGACCACAACAAUGACUUUGCAUUAUGAAGCUGUCAGUAGGGAAAAUGUUCCAUCUUGUGAUAGUUUUGGAGCUCUCUGUGCUGCAAAAAGACAAAAAGGACAGUGGCACCGGGGAGUGAUACAGCAGCUCCUCUCUGAUGACCAAGUAAAGGUCUGGUUCAUGGAUUUUGGCACCAGUGAAGCUGUGCCUUCCAAUCAUGUUCUGAGACUUCAACCAGAAUUCACUUCCUUACCAAUGAUUUCAUUUCAGUGUGCACUGUCAUGUUUCAGUGAUCAGAGUGAAGCUGUAAAAAGAAAUUCUCAACUAAAAGAAUUUAAACAGGCCUUGUUAGGACAGACUGCUGUGUAUGCCAGCAUUGAUUUGUUCAAUGCCAAUGAAUGUUUGUAUUAUGUUACAUUAUAUAGUCAAGAAUCUGAAGUUAAUGCUAAAUAUCCACAACAGGUGAAUGAGGUAAUUCAAGCAUGUUCCCUAGUUUCUAGUACAGAUGUCACUAAUAUACUUGGAGAUAUCAAAGCUUAUGAAGAGAUCUGUGUUUCAGUUGAGAGUUUGAUUGGAAACACAGAACAAAUGGGAAACUGCUUAAUUGAAAAGGACCCUUCUUUAUCAAUCUAUUGCAAAACAGUAGAAAUGAAAAUAGAUUCUGUUCAUGUUGCUUUUGUCGAAUAUGUGUUGAAUCCAUCAAACUUCUGGAUUCAAACUAAUGACUACAACAAUGAGUUUCAAACCUUGAUGAAAAAUAUUGCAGAUGUGUAUAAUAGCUAUGGAGUUUAUGAUAAGAUUUACUAUCGAGGACUUAUCACUGAAGUGGAAGGUGUAAACAUUAACGUUUAUUUUUUGGAUUUUGGAAAUACAGAUACUGUACCCAUUCAUGAUGUGAAAACUUUGCUUCCAGAGUUUUGUAAAUUACCAGCACUUGCCAUGCAUUGUGCACUUGCUCAUGCAUUUCCCAUUGAGGAUGUAUGGGUUAAAAAAGAAACAGAUUUCUUUAAAAAGGUUGUAUUUGACAAACAACUCUUGCUUUAUGUCAUUGCAAAGCAAAAUGGCAAGUACAUUGUUAAUGCACAAUUUAUGGAUGGCUUGGAACAAAUAGAUGUUGUCAUGCAUAUGGUUCAGGCUGGAUAUGCUGAGUACUGGGAAGUGCAACCGGAUUCUCUUUUGAACUUUGUGAAAAAUUCUAAAGGCCUAAAUUCAAAAAACAAUAACAAAAAAUAUAUAAAUACACGAGGUACAUACGUUAUACCUAAAAGUAAAGUAUCAGCAACUAGAAAUAUCUGUAACAACAAACAGUUACUAAACACUUUUUCUGUGGCAAGAGAAUCACUUGAAUCUUUUCCAAAUUGGGAAAGUACUCUUUCCAGAAAGCAUUAUAUAAUAUCUGGGAGAAGUGACCGUAUGGGCUCUUAUAAAGAGUUAAUGUUCAAACCAGGAGCAGUUCUUGAUGUCAUAUGUUCUCAUAUUAUUUCUCCAUCCCAUUUUUUUUGUCAGUUGCAAAGCAAAUUAUCAGAACUAAUGAAUUUAAUGGAGCAAAUUCAGAAUUAUUAUGAAGUGCAUAGCAAUCCCUAUAAAACUGGCCAGAUUGCCUGUGUUGCAAAACACUCCAAGGAUGGAAAGUGGUACAGAGCAGCUUUUCUGAAACAAGUAUCCAGAAAUGAAGUUGAUGUGAUAUUUGUAGACUAUGGUAAUCAGGAAAGAGUUUUACUUAAGGAUAUUCAAGCUAUUCUUCCAGAUUUUUUAACUUUGGAAAGUCAAGCUUUUACAUGUAGUCUUAAGAACAUAAAUGAACCCUCACUAUUUUACCCAUUCAUUUGGACUAAAGAGGCGUGUAAGGAUUUUGGAGACUUCAUUUCUGCUUCCAGUGGGCUAUUGACUUGCGUCAUUUAUGCUCUAAUUCUUAUAAGGCCUAACUGCUUGUAUAAUUUAGUUGAUUUACAGACUCCAUUUAUUGGUGCACAGCAGUUUCUCAUAGAGCAUGGCCAUGGCCAGUCCCAAUUUUUUGGAUUCACAAAAGCACUUAAACCAUCAGUUUUUCUGUAUAGUUUUUGCUACUCAUCUUUUAAUAUAAAAGUAGGAAGUGAAGAGGAAGUAUAUAUAACGCAUAUAUACAGCCCUGCAAAAUUUUAUUGCCAGCUUAAUCGUAACACUGAAAUUAUAGACAAAUUGGUGAAGAAGAUUGCAGAGAUUAGUAACCUACCAAACAGUUCAGAAUAUGACCCGAAAAAAAUACGAUUAUGCAUAGCGAAAUAUUUUGAAGAUGGUCCUUUUUACAGAGCUUUGGCAUCUUCCAUGGGAUCAUCAUCCUAUGUACUGGCCUAUUUUGUGGACUUUGGGAAUAAACAGAUGGUAGUGAGAGACAAACUGAUGCCUAUUCCAGGUCAUGCCACAGAUUUACUAUUGACACCCAUGCAAGCCAUUAAAUGUUAUCUGUCAGAUCUUAGAGAGAGAGAAAUUCCAGUAGAAGUCAAUAAAUGGUUUGAGGAGAAUUUCAUGGGUAAACUAUUGAAGGCAGUAGUAGUAUCCAGAGAGUCAGAUGGCCAGAUUGGUGUGAAGCUAUAUGAUGGACAUAUCCAGAUAAAUCAGAAAAUUCUACAAUUAUUGUCUGAGAAUGAGAAAAAGUACACAGAGGAAUUGGAGCAUGUGAAAAGUUGUACAGAGCAGUCUGCUGAAAAUAGUAGGGAGGUGCACAAAGUAAAACCUGAUGAAGGUAAUGAAACAAAAGAUAAAAAUAUUGAGAGAAUUGCCUUGAAAACUGAAAUAAAACCUGAAGUACAUGAUAUAUCUUUUCAGACUGGUGUUCAAGAGGCUUUUGAAGAUAAAGAACAAACUGUGCUUGUUCCACAAAAAUUGUGCAGUAUGCCCUUUACACUACCAACAUUCCAUGGCAAUAAAGAGCCAGUUUGUAAAAAUGUUAUGAAUAUAUCUUUGGAACACAAAGAAAAAAAUGCAGAUGGAAUAUUUACUCCUGAAUCUCUACUUUGCCCUGUUUUCAAUUUGCAGGAAAUACCUGUAAAUAUUAUGACUGAAUUUUGCACCAACAAACUAAAUUAUACAGGUCAACAAGAAGGUAGGGUAAGUAGACCCAAAUAUAUCAAUCUUCCUCCACGUAACAUUGAGCUGAAUUCUCAGUUAGCAGGGUACAUUUCCAAUAUAAAUAGCCCAUCUAGUUUCUAUAUUCAGCUCGCAGAGGAUGAAAACGUAAUCAUUCAACUUGCAGAAGAACUAAAUGAAGGAAAAAUAAAUGUAGACCAUGAAAAUUACCUGAAUGAACUUGUGGCAGGGGAUCUUGUUUUAGCAGAAUAUGUAAUUGAUUGUUUCUUAUAUAGAGCAGUUAUUAAAACAGUUAGAUCAGGAAAAUCCUAUGAGGUAGAAUUCAUUGACUAUGGUAAUACAGCAGUUGUGAGUCCAUCAAAAAUCUACAAAAUUCAAGGAAAGUUCGUAACUUUGCCAAGGUUCAGUAUCCAUUGUUUCCUUAGUAGAGUAAAAAGUACUCAUCCUGAUAGAAGCUGGAGCAGCAAUGAUAUGUUCUACUUUUCCAGAAAAGUAAAUAAUAAACAAAUUACUUGUGUAUUUUUGCAACAAUAUGAACAACAGUGGGAGGUAGAUAUAAUUUGUGAUGGAAAGUCUGUGGUUAAUGAGUUAAUGCAGAGACAUGACAGCUCAGGAUUACAGAACACACCAAUGCUAAAUAUGGAAACUAAUACAGAACAAGACAUUCCAGUCACAAAUGCAGAACUAAGAAAGAACUCUAGAGUUCAUAACAAAUAUGAGGCUGUUGAGACUAGAAACAACUCUGAAAUCCUCUCUAAAAUCCCUAACCAAGAGCUAAAUCCUGGACAACUAGAAAUGGCAGAAAUAAUUCAUAUUUCAAAAUGUAGAAAUUUCCAUGUAAAAUUAAUGAGAAAUAGGCAAACAUUUUCGGAUUUAAAUGUAAUGGUUGCCAAAGAAGCAAAGAGAAACCGUUUGAUUGCAGUAGAAAAUAUUCAAGAAGGACUGGAAUGCUUGACAAAAUCUAAAAACACCUUGAAGUGGUACCGAUCAAAAGUGAUGAAGCUUAUUAGUGAGGAGAAAAUGUUAGUUUUCUUCAUGGAUCGUGGUAGAUGUGAAAUGGUAUCCUUGCGUAAUACAAAAAUGCUCAGUAAUGAGAUCAAGUGUAUUCCUAAACAAGCCAUAUUAUGUAAAUGGAUUUGGAUUCAAAAUUCAGGUAAAAUGUCAUGUGACUAUGUGAUAAAUAAAAUUGCAUAUCGUGAAAUAAAGCUCCUGUUUCUGAGAUACUUGGAAUCUUCUUGUAUCUGGGAAGUAGAUAUCUUAGUAGAUGGGAUUCUACUUUUGGAAUAUUUGAAUCAGAUCUCUGGGCAAGGCAAGAUCAACAAACCUAAUUGUACAGAAAGUGCAAAUAACGAGGCUUCUAAGACAUCUGUACUGUCUUUUAGAAUAAAUUCAGUUACAUGGGCGCUACUCCAAAGUGGUAAUCAAUACCCUGGAUUUGCAACUACAGUUACUGAUCCUUCAAACUUCUGUAUUCAAUUAGAAGACUUAUUUGACACUAUGAAAACCUUGUUUAUGCUACUUUCCGACCUUCCAGGCAAUUUGCCAACUUUGCCACAGGACCUUGUGACUCCUGGUGCAAGUUGUUUGAUCAAGUUUGGGAUGGAAACACAGUGGAACAGGGUAGAAGUUUCUGAAAUUUCAACUCAGUCUGUUGUUCUAAUGUUUAUUGAUUAUGGCUUUCCUGCAUAUAUUCCCUACUCAGAUAUUGACAAACUGAAAGUUGUUCCAGAAGAACUUAUUUGUUUACCACGAUUAUCUUACUCUUGCUUCUUAUCUGGUGUGAUUCCUGCUAAAGGGAAACACUGGAGUGAUGAAGCUAAGCUUGUGUUUCAGGAAUUUCUAUGUAAACAAGGCCUGAUUUUCCAGUUUAAGCAGUAUGGUUCUGGAAUGAAACUAGAGGUAGAUGUUCUGUGUGAGCAGAGUAAUCUAGCAGAUACCUUGGUUGCAGGUGGUCAUGCUAUCUACUGUAAAAGUACAUGCUGCCUUCUUGGACAUGACAAUACAAAACCAAUUGAACCAUGUUCACAACUUCAAAGUGCAGCACAGCAAUCACGUUUUCUGUAAAUUUCCGAAGCAAAACAUAGCCGUACUGAAAGGAGUUUCUUGGUACGUAAAAAAGAGAAUGCACAGCAGCAAACACCAGAUCUGCAACAUAGAAAUGCCCGUGGUACAGUUUCAAGAAGUAAUUCUACCACUAAAGCACAUUCUAGAAAAUGUCCCUGGAAGAAACCAAGUUCAUAUAGUAAUGGCAAAAAUACUGCAAACGAUUAACUUAAGUGUGACACAAAUUUAUUUAUGCAAUUUUCGGAUGAUAAGAAAUGUAACAUUUCCACAGAAAGUCUUACUGAAAAUCUGCCUCCAGAAGCAAUGAAUGAGACAUGUGACUCUGCUGACAUGAACACCAGAAUGAGGGAAAUGAAGAUUAGUAAAGAGGUGGCAUCAAAAGAAUAUAUGAAUAAUACAGAAGGAUUGGAUAAUGUCCUGCCACCUGGGGAAAAUAAAGGAUAUGAAAGCUUCUCAUUACAUCAACUAGAAUUUAACUUCUCUUGCUGCCAUUGGUAAACUAUUCAAAAUAGGUCUAAAAUUCUUUUAAAAUGCUAAAAUCCAUUUCAGAACUUAGAUUAAACUACAGUAUUCUAUUAAUAACAAAGUAAAAACAUACAUUGAAAUUCAUCAUUGUUAAUUUGUGUGUAGCAUGAUGAAAUAUCGAUAGUAUUACUUUGGAUCUGAUUAAACAUUUUGCAUCUGCUUGUGAAUAUCUUAAAAAUCAUUUUCCUCAUAGUUAAAGUAACUUAUAUUUUUAUAUCAUUUCUUUAUAUUCUUAGGUAAUUUUGAAUUAUGUGCAUUUGUUUGCAAAGUUGGAAGGAUAAGCACAUUUAUUUUCAUCUUUUUUUGUUUGUUUGUGUUGGGGUUUUUUUGUUAAGUAAAGCUGAACAGGACCUGGCCACAUCUACAGCUGUUAAUUUCACUGUUAAUUAUGGUAGGCUACUGGAUUUUUUUUCCAAUAUUAGAAUAUUGUUAAUGUGGCCACGUUUUUAAAUUUAUUUGUAAGUAAUUCUAAUACGUCGACCAAAUAUUAUGAAGUGUAGCAUACAAAUGACAACCAUUGUAAAACAGCAGUUCCAAAUGUUUAUUAAUUUCAACCAAAUGUUCUAGAAAUUGAAAGUGUGUAAAUUAAUUUAAAAGAUUGCUGAAUGUCUUUAGUAAAGUUUCAAACAUGGAAAAGUGUUGUGUGUGUGUGUGUAUUUUUGAGUGCGUGUCUGUGUGUAUAAUACCGGGGUGGGGGAGGGACCUUCUUUAAGUCCAAAUCUAGAUUAUAACCAUUUUAGGGUUUAUACCAUACCUAAGUGUGUUGGACCAUGCUUUGGCAUUGCAUACUCUUGUGCAGCUCUCAUUAAUUUUCCUCUUUUAUCCCAGCUACAGUAGCAUUUGUGCUGUGUAUUGGAAGGGAGAAAAUGCAACACUUUAAUUUAACUUAAUCAACUUUGUUUUCAGGUGUUUGUAUUUGAAAGGAAUUGACAUACUUUUAAGCCUGAAAAUCCUAAAGAAUAUUUUUCCCAUUGGCUUUUAACCAAACUUGAUACUAAAUAUAACUGAAGCUUAUGUUUCAUUAAAUUUGAUCAUAAGAGAGCUUUUUUAUUGCUAAUCAUUUGAGUGUAUAUUUUUAAUUUGUAUAUAUUGCCUAGUAUUGCUUAUACAAUAUAAUUGUUUAAUUUUCUAUUGAUGAUAUAUACAUAUUACAGCAAAAUGGUUGUAUUAUGUUAGAAAAAACAUAGUAAGCUCAAAUAUUUUAUACAUGCAUAUAUUAAUACAGCUUGUGUUUACUCUCUGUCAUACACAUAGUAAAUCUCCAGAGUUUUAAUGUGUUGGAUAUGGCAAGCCAUGGCGAAAUUAUUUUGAAUAAUUAAUUUCGUUUUGAGGUUCACUUAGGUUUAGGUGGUUGGUAAAUGAUGUGAAAAAGGAUAAGUACCAACAUUUCAAAUCUGGUUAGAAUUAUGUGCAUUUAUUUUCUGAAAACGUUUUUCAGUAUAUAUUUUGUGUGUAAACUGUGUUAUCUUGUUUAAAUAAAAAUUGUCUUCACUAAAGUAAUUCAUAA
Molecule: messenger RNA, 8607 nt
Organism: Mauremys mutica (yellowpond turtle)
Lineage: Eukaryota; Metazoa; Chordata; Testudines; Geoemydidae
Gene: TDRD15
Product: tudor domain containing 15
Source: RefSeq, a predicted model, not a curated record